This is a messenger RNA of Balearica regulorum gibbericeps (East African grey crowned-crane), 3617 nucleotides long. The record is from RefSeq and is a predicted model, not a curated record. NCBI's taxonomy places the organism in Eukaryota, Metazoa, Chordata, Aves, Gruiformes, Gruidae.
GUGAGGUCUGCCAUAAAUCCUAUACUCAGUUUUCAAACCUUUGUCGUCAUAAGCGCAUGCAUGCUGAUUGCAGAACCCAAAUCAAGUGCAAAGACUGUGGACAAAUGUUCAGCACUACGUCUUCCUUAAAUAAACACAGGAGAUUUUGUGAGGGCAAGAACCAUUUUGCAGCAGGAGGAUUUUUUGGCCAAGGCAUUUCACUUCCUGGAACCCCAGCUAUGGAUAAAACGUCCAUGGUUAAUAUGAAUCAUGCAAAUACGGGCCUUGCUGACUAUUUUGGAGCCAAUAGGCAUCCUGCUGGUCUUACCUUUCCAACAGCUCCUGGAUUUUCUUUUAGCUUCCCUGGUCUGUUUCCUUCAGGCUUGUACCACAGGCCACCUUUGCUACCUACUAGUUCUCCUGUUAAAGGACUACCGAGCGCAGAUCAGACAAACAAAAGUCAAAGUCCCCUCAUGACAAAUCCUCAGAUACUGCCAGCCACCCAGGAUAUUUUGAAGGCACUAAAUAAACAACCAUCAGUAGGGGAGAAUAAGCCAGUGGAGCUUCAACCAGAGAGGUCCUCUGAAGAGAGGCCGCAUGAGAAACUCAGUGACCAGUCAGAGAGUAGUGACCUUGACCUUGACGAUGUCAGUACCCCCAGUGGCAGUGACCUGGAAACCACCUCGGGCUCUGAUCUGGAAAGUGACAUUGAAAGUGAGAAAGAGAAAUAUAAAGAAAAUGGUAAAAUGUUCAAAGACAAAGUAAGCUCUCUGCAGAGCCUGGCUUCAAUAAAUAAUAAGAAAGACCACAGCAAUCAUUCCAUUUUCUCACCAUCCUUAGAGGAGCAGACUGCGGUGUCAGGAGCGGUGAAUGAUUCUAUAAAGGCUAUUGCUUCUAUUGCUGAAAAGUACUUUGGUUCAACAGGACUUGUGGGGCUGCAAGACAAAAAAGUCGGAGCCUUACCUUACCCUUCCAUGUUUCCCCUCCCGUUUUUUCCAGCAUUCUCUCAAUCAAUGUAUCCAUUUCCUGAUAGAGACUUGAGACCGUUACCCUUGAAAGUGGAGCCCCAAUCACCCAGUGAAAUAAAGAAGAUCCCAAAGGGAAGCUCUGAGUCUCCCUUUGACCUCACCAUAAAGCGUAAGGAGGAGAAGCCACUUACUCCCAUACCCUCAAAGCCAGCAGCCCCCUCUGCAGCAAGCCAGGACCAGCCUCUAGAUCUCAGCAUGGGCAGCAGAAGUCGAGCCAGCGGCACAAAACAAGCCGAACCUCGGAAAAACCACGUCUUUGGAGAAAAGAAAGGAGGCGACCUCGAGCAAAGGAAAGCUUCGGAGUCCUCCCUGCAGCACGCCAGGCCCACCCCAUUCUUUAUGGAUCCCAUUUACAGAGUAGAGAAAAGAAAGUUAACUGACCCACUGGAAGCUUUAAAAGAGAAAUACUUGAGACCUUCCCCGGGAUUCUUGUUUCAUCCACAAUUCCAAUUGCCUGAUCAAAGAAUUUGGAUGUCAGCUAUAGAAAACAUGGCUGAAAAGCUGGAGAGCUUUAGCGCCCUGAAACCGGAGGCCAAUGAGCUGAUCCAGUCGGUGCCGUCCAUGUUCAACUUCCGCGCGCCGCCGAGCGCCCUGCCCGAGACCCUGCUGCGGAAGGGCAAGGAGCGCUACACCUGCAGAUACUGUGGCAAGAUUUUCCCGAGAUCUGCAAACCUAACACGUCACCUGAGGACGCACACUGGAGAGCAGCCCUAUAGAUGCAAAUACUGUGACAGGUCCUUUAGCAUAUCUUCUAACCUGCAGAGACAUGUCCGUAACAUCCACAAUAAAGAGAAGCCAUUCAAGUGUCACUUGUGUGACAGGUGUUUUGGUCAACAAACCAAUCUUGACAGACAUCUAAAAAAGCACGAGAACGGGAACAUGUCUGGUACUGCAACAUCUUCACCUCACUCAGAACUGGAAAGCACAGGGGCAAUCCUAGAUGAUAAGGAAGACUCUUACUUCACAGAAAUUAGGAAUUUUAUUGGGAACAGCAACCACAACAAUCAAUCCCCCCGAAACUCAGAGGACAGAAUGAAUGGCAGCCACUUUAAGGAUGAAAAAGCCAUGGUAGCCAGCCAGAACUCAGAUUUGCUGGAUGACGAAGAGGCAGAAGAUGAAGUAAUGAUGGACGAAGAAGAUGAAGAGAGCGAAAUUGCAGGGAAAGCAGUCAAAGAGCCUGUUACAAGUGACAUGCACGAGGGGACCCCGGAGGAGGAUUACGAGGAAACGAGUACUUUGGACAUGAACUGCAAAGCUUCCCCUGGCAGGUAUAAAGAGGAGGAGUAUAAUAAGACUGGACUUUCGGCUUUGGACCACAUAAGGCACUUCACGGAUAGCCUCAAAAUGAGGAAAAUGGAAGAAAAUCAAUGUAGUGAAGCUGAAUUGGCAGCUUUCAAUACUUCCCAGCUGCCAGAGGACCUAAAACAACCGUUGUACAGGAAAUCCAAAUCCCAGGCGUACGCGAUGAUGCUCUCUCUCUCCGACAAGGACUCCCUUCAUUCUGCAUCCCACAAUUCUCCCAACAUGUGGCACAGUAUGGCGAGAGCCGCUGCAGAAUCCAGCGCCAUUCAAUCCAUCAGUCACGUAUGACAUUGUGAAGUCUUACCGAGAAUGGGACCAAGUCCAAACCAGUAGCAUGGCUCUUUCAUAUAUGACUAUUUAAAAGACUGCUGAGCAGAAUGCCUUAUAAAUCUGCAGGGUCACUCAUUUAAAGUCCGGUGACCUUAAACUGAAUAAUUUUAAAAAGAAAGAAACUAUUUAUUCUCAAUAUUUUGUUUUGCACAGCAAAGGCAGCUGCUGACUUCUGGAGGAUCAAUGCGACUUAAAAAAAAAAAAAAAAAAAAAAGUUUCAGUGGAUUAUGUAAAAGGAGGCCGGGAAAAAGUGUCUUCCAGUUCACCCGGCUUUGAGGGGCAGGGGCAAAAGGGUUAAGACUGCAUUGAUACACACAUGGGCACUCCUUUAAAGUAGGAACUGAAUUGAUUUUCUUUUUGUAUAAGAUAGUUUGACACAGGAUUGGGAACAGUUGCUUUUAUGUACAAAUCUCUUCAUUAAAGCUUUAUGCAUUUUAGCCCUUCAAAGAAAGAAAAUAGUUCUAUCAAAUGCACACUAUCCAUCGUAAAUGUAGAAAGAAGUACCAGGGAAUAUUUUGUUCUCUCCGUAAUUCUUUUGCCUUCUCAACUGCAUUGUUAAAAAAAAAGGAAAAACGAGAAAAAAAAAAGAAAGAAAAAAAAAAGAACUCUUGAGAAACAAUACAUAAGAGGCUUGUGUAUAUUGUAAACUAUGAAUGUUCACUACUCCAAGAAGCUAAAUCAUCCAGAUAAUUCCGUGAAAGCACCGCGUUCAUCGACAGCACCACUAUUUCAAAUCAUUGUAAGGAGAUUUUAAUUUUCGACAAUCAUGUCACUAUUUUGUUGUAUUGUUUCCUUUCCCCCCUACCCUCUAAUUUCUUCUUUGUGUUGUGUGUACCAUGUAUUUAUUUGUUGGCAAACGAUUGUUUGUUGAUUAAAAUAGCACUGUUCCUAUAACAAACAGCACUGCUCCAGUCCCCCACUGCGUUAUGAUGUAAGGCACCCAUGUACUUCAAAAAAAGUGAGGUGAACUGAUCUGUG